Emys orbicularis (European pond turtle) is the source of this 1118-nucleotide messenger RNA. It is a transcript of the gene NDUFB8, whose product is annotated as NADH:ubiquinone oxidoreductase subunit B8. Gene Ontology annotation, biological process: mitochondrial electron transport, NADH to ubiquinone. Gene Ontology annotation, cellular component: mitochondrion. The coding region runs from base 1 to 573 and encodes 190 amino acids. The record is from RefSeq and is a predicted model, not a curated record. The transcript has 5 exons. Lineage: Eukaryota; Metazoa; Chordata; Testudines; Emydidae.
AUGGCGGUGGUGGGGGUGCGCGGUGCCCGCUGGCUGCGGGCGGCGACCCUGCUACGCGCGGCGGGGGGGCGGGCAGCCCCGCUGGGGGCCCGAGCAGCUUCAGGCUUGCCCAAGCACUUGAUGCCUGGACCUUACCCCAAGACCCCAGAGGAAAGGGCAGCUGCUGCUAAGAAAUACAACAUGAGGGUGGAGGACUAUGAGCCAUAUGCGGAUGAUGGCAUGGGGUAUGGUGAUUAUCCCAAACUUCCUGACCGAUCUUAUCAGGAGAGAGACCCCUGGUAUCAGUGGGACUACCCCAGUCUGAGACAAAACUGGGGAGAGCCGAUGCACUGGCACUUUGACAUGUUUCUCCGGACCCGUGUUGACACGUCCCCCACUGUGGUACCCUGGCACACCAUGCGCAAUCACUUCCUCCUCUUUAUUGGCUUCAUGCUGUUUAUAUUCUGGGUUGGAGAAAUGUACCCAUCCUACAUGCCUGUGGGACCGAAGCAGUAUCCUUACAAUAACCUGUACCUGGAGCGAGGAGGCGAUCCAAGCAAAGAGCCCCCAGAGGUGAAGAACUAUGAAAUCUGAAAGAUGCAUGGAAAUGUAGCUCUUCUCCUGGGAUAUUUACAUGGGGGUCCUCCAGAGUGUUCACUGCAGGAUGCACUAACCAAUUGUUCUCUUAGACAUUUACUCUUAAUGAAAUAUAUUGUGAAAACUCUUGUGGUGGAUUUCUUUUCUUUGAAGAGGUUAUAAAGUGGGCAGUGAAGUUACAGUGACUCCACCAUUGUCUCGGAGCAGGGGUAGAAUUCCCUUGUGUACAGGAUGGUGCUUCAGGAAGAAGUCCAGAGGUAUUGAUCCUUAUGAAUCUGUGUGUAAGAUGGACACUGGAAUUCUUUAGAUAAGUCUGCUUCCAGUGCCAGCUACCAAGGUCGUCCUUGCAGCUGUUGGAAGGAGAAGAAAGUAAAACAGAAUUCAAUUAAAUGUUCAAAGAUGGACACAACUCCUUUGGAUUAUUCAACUCUGCCAUGAUGCCAGUUAUACUAUGAAUAAUUGUACUUCCUCAUUGGGUUGGCUCUUUUCUCUCGGCCCUCCUCAGGCAGCAACCGCAAUAAAAGUUUGAGUUGCCUUAUGUA